GUCAGCGACAUGACCGCACCUGUUCUUAAGGUGUGUGCUUCUGUCCACCGUAGGAUGUAACCUUGAAGGGUGCCUACCGGUUGCGGGUCGUCGGGGGCGACGGCUGUAGGCAGGCUGGGGUGAUGGGUGCUUGUCACGGCCCUCGGCUGGUGGAAUUCCACAAGACGCCCGCCCACCUGCAGUUCAACAAGUACGUCCUGACGGGCUACCGGCCCAUCUCCAGCGCCCAGGAGUGUCUGCGCAGCCUCUUCUACGUGCACAACGAGCUGGGAAACAUCUACACACAUGGCAUCCCCUUCUUCCUCUUCCUGGUGCUGCUCCCCCUCAGUAUUCCCUGGGGGGAGGUGGACAGUGUGUGGAUCUGCGUGGUCCACUACCUGGCCUGUCUCUCCCCCACCGUGGGCUCCGUGCUGUACCACCUCUUUAUGAACCACGUGGGGGGAGAGGGGGUCUACGACAACCUGCUCUCCCUCGACAUGUUCGGGGUCUGCCUGGUCAACACCCUGGGUGCAUUACCCAUCAUCCACAUCACCUUGCUGUGUUACCCGGGCGUGCGGCAGCUAGCGCUGCUCAUCUACAUCCUUCUGUCCGCCUACGGCAUCUACUGCGCCACCACCGCGCGCACCAACGUGCUGCGGCUACGGGCCUUCGCGUGGCAGGGCGUGUUCCGCCUCGGCCUCUUCCUGUUCCGGAUGUUCGGCCGCGGCGUGGGCAGCCCUCGGUCGCUCCGGCUCUUCUUCACCAUGGACGCGCUGGCCGUGCUGGGGGGCGUGGUCAACAUCGUGCAGGUGCCCGAGAGGCUGAGCCCGGGGCUCUUCGACAACUGGGGCAACAGCCACCAGAUCAUGCACGUGAUGGUGGUGUGCUCCAUCGUCUACCUGCACUGGGGCACGCUGGAAGACCUGGACUGGAUCAAGAGCUUCGAGUGUCCCCUGGAGUGAGGUCACAGUGGUGUAGGAGCAGCCCUGACGUCGUUAAGACGUAGAGUGGCCGAUAUGAGCCGGCUGGCCAAGAUAUAUAUGAGGAUAGAUUUGGAUUUUGACGAGAAGA
This is a messenger RNA of Gadus chalcogrammus (walleye pollock), 1050 nucleotides long. RefSeq names its product progestin and adipoQ receptor family member 4-like. The transcript is spliced from 3 exons. Gene Ontology annotation, molecular function: signaling receptor activity. Lineage: Eukaryota; Metazoa; Chordata; Actinopteri; Gadiformes; Gadidae. The coding region runs from base 123 to 941 and encodes 272 amino acids. Gene Ontology annotation, cellular component: membrane. The record is from RefSeq and is a predicted model, not a curated record.